AUGGCGAGGAGUCUGUCUCUCCGUCUGACCGACUCUGGGGUAACACCGUCGAUGGCAGACAACGGUAUUUCAUCGUUGUUUGCCAUGGAAGGCGAUCCAAUGAGCUUGGAGGACAAGGUAGUGAUAGGAUGUGAUGGAGUAAACUCUAUGAUUGCGAAUUUCAUUGGAUUAAAACCUCCGAAUCAAUCAACAAUGGGCGGAGCGAGGGGUUUCACAAAUUACAAAAAUGGGCAUGGAUUUAGCCUUGAAUUUGUUACCAACAACAAAGGCCAUGUUAUGCUUGGAAGAUUCCCCCUUGAUCACAACCUUGUAUCUUGGUUGGUUGCCCGUCCAAUCACACCUCAAGAUUUAACAAUGUCAAAAGAUAAAACAAAAAUCAUAUCGUCAGCACUAGAAUCAGUAAAGGGAUUUCCAAGAGAAAUGUUAGAGAUGAUACAGAACUGUGACGUAGAUUCACUAACUUUUAAUGGUACUCAAUAUCGAGCCCCAUGGGAAUUACUAAACGCGAGGUUUAGAAAAGGAACAGUGAUGGUUAUUGGAGAUGCCAUGCACGUAAUGGGCCCAUUUCUCGGACAAGGAGGCUCAAUUACAUUGGAAGAUGCUAUUGUUUUGGCUAGAUGCUUAGCAACACAUAAGAGAGCAGAAGUGGCACUUGAUCAGUACAUUGGGGAGCGAAGGAUGAGAUUGGUGCAGAUUUCUACGAAAACAUAUGCUGUUGGGACGCUUCUAGAAACUUCGUCUGUGGUUGUGAAACUUCUAUGCAUCGUCUUGAUGGUCAUCUUCUUUCGUGAGAGACUCAGUCAUACCCGUUAUGAUUGUGGCCACCUAUAA
Molecule: messenger RNA, 831 nt
Organism: Camellia sinensis
Lineage: Eukaryota; Viridiplantae; Streptophyta; Magnoliopsida; Ericales; Theaceae
Source: RefSeq, a predicted model, not a curated record